Messenger RNA from Drosophila willistoni, 1161 nucleotides. RefSeq lists its product as uncharacterized. Gene Ontology annotation, molecular function: structural constituent of chitin-based larval cuticle. The record is from RefSeq and is a predicted model, not a curated record. Bases 1 to 1002 code for a protein of 333 amino acids. Lineage: Eukaryota; Metazoa; Arthropoda; Insecta; Diptera; Drosophilidae. The transcript has 3 exons. Gene Ontology annotation, cellular component: chitin-based extracellular matrix.
AUGAGUGCCCUGACGAGUAUCUUUUGGUUUGUUUUAUUGCUGCUGAUUAUAAAAAUAUACACCAACGGAGCCACGCCUUUGGCAGUUGAGAGUGAAGUGAAGACAAACGUCAAAAAAAAUUCAAAUGAACCAGGACGAUUAAGCAAUUAUUUUCUACACGAACCGUAUGGACCGAAUACUUAUGCAUUUGGCUAUGAAAUCGAAGACCCACUAACGCAAAAUAUACAAUUUCGGGAUGAACGACGCUAUGUGAAUGGUACCAUCGAGGGUAGCUUUGGUUAUGUACGUCCUGACAAGCUGAUUGAGAUCACCCACUAUAAGGCCGAUGAAGCUUCUGGGUAUUUGGCUCAAAGGCAAAGCUUUAGGGCUGGUGAUAAUCCACCACCAGGAGCCAGCAAAUGGCCGACACGAAGACCAGAAAUCAUUUUGGAUUUAAACAGACCAACAAGCGAUUCGAACAUGAAAGUAACUUGGGAUCCCAAUAGCCAUUUGAAUCUAAGUGUCAAUGCAGUAGCCGAUAAAGUGGAACACCAAUUGAAGCAACAACAUGGGCUCGAUCUUAAUCACAUUGAUGUAGCCAAAGAUGUUUUACAGCCAGCUGUUUUAGAUGUCAUUAAUGGUAAGGCUCCGCUACGUACAAAUGCAACAACUGGCGGGAUGUCCUUUAAAACGGUUCAUAACUUUAUACCCGAGGGAUUUCCCAUAGUUCCAUUCGAAUUGCCUAGCCAAUCCGACCCAACGACAAGCACCGAAAACACUACGCCAAUCCAUAAAUACCAAAAAAGCAAAUCAAACAUUGAGGAAAAGGCUCCCCAAAUUAAGCCCACAGUAGACCAUAAUACCACUGAACUGCCAUUACCCCAGCCGUUGGUCAAUAAUGAAUCAUUACAGUCACCUAAUCCAAGUUGGUACCACAAAAUCAUUGAGGCGAAUCGUCGUGAAUUCCUUCAGCAUUUACCAAAUUUAAAUGGAUCCCCAGAGUCUAGCCCAAAGUUAAGGUAAAAAAAAAGUUGUACAUAUUGAACCAAUAACCAUUAAAACUUAUAGUCUGGCAAAAGUUAAAAAAGUCUCGCUUGUGGCCUUUAGUUUUCUUGUCUUUCUUUUAAACUAUUAUUUUACCUCCUCCUGCCAAAAAAAAAGGAACAAAAAAAUAACCAUAAC